GGCUCCCUCCGGGGCGAGCGGGAGCGGCAGGCCACCGCCUCGGGCUCGCAGCCCGGCAGCUCCGGGCAGGUGGAGGAGAUCAACACCAAAGAGGUGGCUCAGCGGAUCACGGCCGAGCUGAAGCGCUACAGCAUCCCGCAGGCGAUCUUUGCGCAGAGGAUCUUGUGCCGCUCUCAAGGCACCCUGUCGGACCUGCUGCGGAACCCCAAGCCCUGGAGUAAGCUCAAGUCGGGCCGGGAGACUUUCCGGAGGAUGUGGAAAUGGUUGCAGGAGCCGGAAUUUCAGAGGAUGUCCGCGCUCAGGCUCGCAGCUUGCAAACGCAAAGAGCAAGAGCAGCAGAAAGACAGGAGCCUGCAGCCCAAGAAGCAGCGGCUGGUCUUCACGGACCUCCAGCGCCGCACCCUGAUUGCCAUCUUCAAGGAGAACAAGCGCCCAUCCAAAGAAAUGCAGAUGACCAUCUCACAGCAACUCGGCUUGGAGCUCAACACCGUCAGCAACUUCUUCAUGAAUGCCCGCCGGCGGUGUAUGAACCGCUGGCAGGAGGAGCCAGGCACCAACCCUGGAGUCCCUUCUUCUUCUACAAGCACUUUCUCCAAAGCAUGA
Struthio camelus australis is the source of this 603-nucleotide messenger RNA. RefSeq names its product one cut homeobox 3 (gene ONECUT3). Gene Ontology annotation, molecular function: RNA polymerase II cis-regulatory region sequence-specific DNA binding; DNA-binding transcription factor activity, RNA polymerase II-specific. NCBI's taxonomy places the organism in Eukaryota, Metazoa, Chordata, Aves, Struthioniformes, Struthionidae. Gene Ontology annotation, biological process: regulation of transcription by RNA polymerase II. Gene Ontology annotation, cellular component: nucleus. The record is from RefSeq and is a predicted model, not a curated record.